AUGCGACCGGCGAGGCCAAGCGCCCUGCUGCCCGCGCUGCUCCUGCUGGCGCUGGUCCUGUCGCCGCGCGGGACCCAGGGGAGGCCCGGGGGCCGCAGGGGCGCGCGCGUCGCGGGCGAGGAGCCGAAGCCCUGGCGGUCCCUCCCCGCGGCCUCCCGGAGCGCAGAAAUAUUCCCAAGAGAUUUGAACUUAAAAGACAAAUUCAUAAAGCAUUUCACAGGGCCGGUCACGUUUUCAGCCGAGUGUAGCAAGCAUUUCCACAGGCUCUACCACAACACCAGGGAUUGCUCAACACCAGCUUAUUACAAAAGAUGUGCUAGAUUGCUCAAAAGAUUAGCAGUGAGUCCUCUGUGCUCACAGGCAUAGAAGACCUACAUGUAUUUCUUAAGAACGUAAACCUAAUUCGAAGGAAAAAUAGUACCUAGAAUCGUACUAACUGUAAAAAAGAUAAACUUCUAAUUUUAUGGUGUAUUAAGAUGAGUAAAAUAAGAGACUUCUCAGAAAUAACUGGUGAGCUGUGUCCUAGCAUAGGAUGAGAUCUUCCUUGGUUUAUCUUGGUGUAUAUAGUAAUCUGAAAUUUUUUAAUACAAAGUUUAAUUCACAUAUUGCAAAUAGAAUAUUAAAAUUUAUGCUAUUCUACUUUAUUUUUGCUAUAUAUAUUAUUUUCUUGUAUGGUUAACAUUCCAUAUAUGUAUGAAUUAUAUAUUUAAUUACGUAAAUUAUGUCUGAGCAUGCCAAAGAGAAAUGAUAUUUUCGAUAUGAUUUUUUUGUAACAUGUUUGUUGAAUAAUCAUGUACAAGGUCCCCUUUUAUAAUUCUAAUUUAAUAAUAUUUAACACAUAUAUUCAGAAUUUGUUACUUUUAUCUGCAUUCAUUUGAAACGUGAAUUUUGUUAAAACUGAAAUAUGAAAAAUGUGUUUUUUUGAAUUAACAACAUUUUUAGCAGAGCUCCUACUAUUGAAAUAUGAUUACCAUAUAUGUAUACAUGUGUAAAUAUUCAUUUUCUGAACUGAUAGCUAAGAUGCUGAGACCAUUUAUGUCUUUUUGAAUUUAGAGCAUAUGGUAUUGCUGCCUUAAAUAAGAAGAAGUCCAAAUGAACUUGGUGGGGAGAAGAGUGUGUGGGCACCUGGGAGCUCUGUUUAGAAAAUAACAACACACCUGACGUGUUUAAUCAGUUUCAUUGAAAAACAAUGAUGUAAAAAUGAGAAACCUAAACAAAAUAAUAGGAAACCCCACCCUUUUAGAGGAGGUAAAACAUGCUUUGCUUAGCAAUGCAUCGCAGUACAGUUGCUGCUUUUUUAUCCCUUUUCCACUGUUUGUGCUGGUGUCACGGAGACGUGGGUCUGGACUGGCCAUCACUUCCAUUUUUAGCUCCUCUGUCCCUCCCAUAACUGAGCAUGUGUCUGUUUGUGUCUGUAAGCACACAUACUUGUUUGUCCAUCAGAAAAACAAGCUCAAAAACCUCCUUUGGCUUCAGGGAUAUUGUGAAGCUACAUUUUCAAUGUUCAGUUUUAUUGGUUUUGGUCUCUGGGGAAAGUCGUACAAAUAAUUACUUAAAAAAACUUGGGUGUGUGUUGAAAUUCUGCUAUAAUGCCAUGUCAGAAAGAAUGAGAAGAAUAAUAGAGUUUUGGUUCCCUGCCUUUACAUAGUAAUUAUAAUGUUGACAACAUUUGGAAAAAGGAAGUAAUCUUUACUCGUAACUGUUUAGGGAGCUGGAGUGCUCUUUGUUAUAAAAGUGAAGAGGUUAUUGAAUGGUGACAAAUGAGAACUUCUCAGUGAGACGCAUUUGGCUGAAACAGAAAAUACCCUAGAGGAGCUGUAUGAUUAGUAUGGUUUCACCCAGGUAAGUUAUUUCAGAUGGAACCCUAUGAAAUUAGAUUUUAAACAUUCUCAUAGAUGACUAAUGCGCCUCAGAAAUGUGUUCUAUGCUCUAAGUAUACUUAAAACCUACAAAGAUUGACUAAAGAUAUCGCCAGCUGAAAUGAUGUUUAUUUUACUACAAUUGACCCCUGAACCACAUGGGUCUGAACUGUGUGGGCCCACUUACAGUGGAUUUUUUCCAGUAGCUACAUACUGCAGGCCUACAUGGUCCACCUCUGGUUGGCUGAACCCGUGGAAGUGGAGAACCUUGGAGACAGAGGGCUGACUGUGAAUUAUACUCAGAUCUUUGACUGGGGGGUCGGCACCCCGAACCACACAUUUUUCAAGGAUCAACUGUACUUGAUACUUAUUUUUCAUCAUAUUAACUUUGACA
Messenger RNA from Balaenoptera acutorostrata (minke whale), 2253 nucleotides. RefSeq names its product ALK and LTK ligand 1 (gene ALKAL1). The coding region runs from base 1 to 366 and encodes 121 amino acids. Gene Ontology annotation, molecular function: receptor signaling protein tyrosine kinase activator activity; receptor tyrosine kinase binding. NCBI's taxonomy places the organism in Eukaryota, Metazoa, Chordata, Mammalia, Artiodactyla, Balaenopteridae. Gene Ontology annotation, biological process: positive regulation of ERK5 cascade; positive regulation of ERK1 and ERK2 cascade. The record is from RefSeq and is a predicted model, not a curated record. The transcript has 5 exons.